Molecule: messenger RNA, 1065 nt
Organism: Aspergillus homomorphus CBS 101889
Lineage: Eukaryota; Fungi; Ascomycota; Eurotiomycetes; Eurotiales; Aspergillaceae
Gene: sod4
Product: mitochondrial 37S ribosomal protein mS42
Exons: 4
Coding region: 42-941 (299 amino acids)
Biological process (GO): superoxide metabolic process
Molecular function (GO): superoxide dismutase activity; metal ion binding
Source: RefSeq, a predicted model, not a curated record
GCACGACUUCCCCUGCUCUAUCCCUCCACCCCCAGAUCACCAUGUUGAACCGACUUCUCCGGCCGCAGCCUACGCUGCGCGCAGCCUCCUCCCUCACUCAGAAGCCCGUCUCCGCGCUCCCAUGCUUCCAGACCCGUGCCUACCACCGUGUGCCUACGCUUGCCCACGAGUCGCAGUUCAAAAACAAUGGUAUCCCGGAAUUUAUGUCGCCAGAGGCCUUUGACUUUGCCUGGACACAAUACCAGACCCUGCUUGUCGACAAGCUGAAUCUGUUGACACAGGACACCGUCGAUGCCGAUGCGAAGCCCGGAGAACUGCUGGUCAAGUACUCCCGGCGUCCGGAGAUGGCCUCCGUGUUCAACUACGCCUCAAUGGCUCACAACAACCACUUCUUCUUCAACUGCCUGUCUCCCACCAAAACCCAGAUGCCCGAGAAGUUCGAACGAGACGUGACCGAAACGUGCUCGUCGGUAGAGUCGCUGAAGCUCGAUUUCCUUGCCACGGCCAACGCGAUGUUCGGGCCUGGUUUCGUCUGGCUGGCCAAAAGCUUGGAAAAGGAGGGUAUGCUGCACGUUUUCUGCACCUACAACGCCGGCUCGCCCUACCCUGCGGCGCACUCGCGCCGCCAAGGGGUCGACAUGGCCACGCACACUCCCGAGACUCAGCUGGGCAACCAGCACGCCGGAGCGAUGGGCGCCCACGCGCCCAACCAGAAGAACAUGGCUCCCGGAGCGGUGGAUGUGCAGCCGAUUCUGUGUGUCAACACCUGGGAGCACGUGUGGAUGAUGGAUUACGGAAUCGCCGGCAAGGAGGAGUACCUGGAGCGGUGGUGGGAUCGGAUCAACUGGGAGGUGGUGGCUGACAACUAUAACCGGAUCAGCGUGAAUAAGGGGCUGCGCUCCAAUGUUCCCACCUGGAACCGCAGUCUGAACAUGGUGUAAUUUUCUUUUGCCGGAUGGUUUGAUAAAUUGUAUUAUACACAUGGGUUUCUCUUUUUUUUCUUUUCCUUCUUCUGGCAUCUAUGGUCUAAUAAAGUACAAGCAUUCCCCCACUUGGAAUAUAGAC